Neoarthrinium moseri is the source of this 1878-nucleotide messenger RNA. RefSeq lists its product as uncharacterized. The record is from RefSeq and is a predicted model, not a curated record. Bases 1 to 1878 code for a protein of 625 amino acids. The transcript has a single exon. Lineage: Eukaryota; Fungi; Ascomycota; Sordariomycetes; Amphisphaeriales; Apiosporaceae. Gene Ontology annotation, biological process: glutaminyl-tRNAGln biosynthesis via transamidation; mitochondrial translation. Gene Ontology annotation, molecular function: glutaminyl-tRNA synthase (glutamine-hydrolyzing) activity.
AUGCCGCGCAUUCCUGUCGUCACCCUGAGCAGAUACCUGCUGAGAGGUGAGCUUCCACACCGAGAAUGCUUGCGCCUAUCGCGGCCACUCAGGCCGACCCGCCGACCCGUGCCUGGUGCGCCGUCCUUGGGCUUGCGGCCCCUCCACUCCGAGAGUGCGUCGUCGGCCUCGAUGCCGGCAUCGAUACAGACACCGGCCCACGUACCGCUGCGUAAGCAGAUGAAGGAUGAGGCCAAGAAGGCGAAGGCCCUGGGGAAGAAGAAGAAGAAGAACGCCAGCAAUCAAGUAAUCGAGGGUUGGGAGUUGACCGUCGGCAUUGAGAUACACGCGCAGCUCAACACCGCCAGAAAGCUGUUCUCCGCUGCUGCGACCUCGUUCAACGAUGACCCGAACACCCAUGUCGCCUAUUUCGAUCUUGCCACCCCCGGGAGCAUGCCCAUCUUCCAGCGGGAGACCCUAAUACCCGCCCUGCGAGCUGCUCUGGCCCUGAACUGCGAAGUGCAGCCGCGGAGCAGCUUCGACCGGAAACACUACUUUCACUGGGAUCAGCCGUCGGGCUAUCAGAUCACGCAAUACUACGAACCCUUUGCCCGGGAUGGCCGCAUCUGGCUACAGUCCCGGGACGGCAUUGCUGCUGAGGACGGUGAUGGGAUUCCCGUCAGGAUCAAGCAGGUGCAGAUGGAGCAGGACACCGCCAAGACCAUGGCGCAGGCAGAGAACACGCACUGGAUCGACUUUAAUCGAACCGGGCUGCCCCUAAUCGAGAUCAUCACGCACCCGGAUAUUCACCACCCGGCAACGGCCGCUGCGCUUGUCCGCAAAGUCCAGAUUCUCCUGAACGCGGUCGAUGCCUGUGUUUCCGGCAUGGAAACCGGUGGCUUGCGGGCCGAUGUCAAUGUGUCAGUGAGAAGAACAGACGACCCGAACGCGCCUCUGGGCACUCGCACCGAGAUCAAGAACUUGAGCAGCUUCAAAGCCGUGGAGGAUGCCAUCAUCGCUGAGCGCGACCGGCAGAUUGCUGUGCUCGACGCUGGCGGUGUUGUCGAGGGCGAGACUCGAGGCUGGUCUAUUGGCUCCACCGAGACGCGCAGACUCCGCGGCAAGGAGGGCGAAGUCGACUACCGUUACAUGCCUGAUCCCGACCUGGCGCCUCUGGUUAUCCAGAACGACCUCGUCAACCACCUGCAGGAGAGCAUGGGCCAGCUGCCGGAUGCCGAGGUCGACGAGCUGGUUCGAGACUUCGGCCUUACCCCCAAGGACGCCUUGUCUCUUGUCGCCCUGGACGACGGCCGAAGGAUCGAAUAUUUCUGGAACGUCAUCGAUGCCCUUUCAGCCCGGCUCGGCCCCGAUUGUACCACGAGACUGUCCUGUUUCCAGCUCGCUGCAAACUGGAUCCUGCACGAGCUUGGCCGUCUGGCCGCCAACCCUCACGAUGACGCCUCCCGGGAUCUCAUCUUCACAUCUGAUGGACAGUGCGACCGUGUUUCAGUCGAUGCACUGGCUGAUAUCUUGCACCUUCUUCAUCAGCGGAAGAUCACUGCCAAGGUGGCCAAGGAACUUCUCUGGGUAGUAUAUCGCGGCAUCGUGCCCUCACAAUAUGCCAGUAUCGUUGAUGCGGUGGAGACGGAGAACAUGUGGUUCCGCGAGCUGUCGGAGGAGGAGUAUAAUGUGCUGGCCGACUCCGCAGUCGACGGCCAGGAUGGCAUCCUGCAACAAUUCGUCAACUACAAGCAAUAUCCCCAAGGCAAGCUCAUGUUCUUGGUUGGCCGCAUGGUACGAUUAGGCCCAGAAGAGCGGAUCGACCCCAAGAAUGCGGAGAUAGUCAUGCGGCAAGCCCUCGAAGAGAGGUAUAUUCCAGCUUUAAGACAAGAUGCUUAA